AUGAGCAAGAAGAAGAAGGCGGUAAAGGUCAAUCUCUCAGAUUUCCUGAGUUCCGACAUCGGCGGGCCUCCCGUUGUUUCGGAGGCACUCCCCAAUGCUCCACGCUCUGCCGAGAUGGAGGAUGAGGAGGGCUACGGCGGGGGCGGCGGACGCUACGGUGAUCGCGAGGGCGGCGGCGGCAGGUAUGGCGACCGCGACGGCGGAGACCGCUAUGGAGGCGGUGGCCGGGGUGGCGACCGCUACGGUGACCGCGAGGGCGGCGGCGGCAGGUAUGGCGACCGCGACGGUGGCGACCGCUAUGGCGGCGGCGGCGGCGGCAGGGGCGGCUACGGCGACCGCGAUGGUGGCGACCGCUAUGGCGGAGGAGGAAGAGGAGGCGGCGGCUACGGCGAUCGCGACGGCGGCGACCGCUACGGCAGCCGAGGCGGUGGUGGCUACGGCGACCGAGACCGCGAGGGCGGCAGAGGAGGCUAUGGCGAUCGCGAGGGCGGCGGCCGCUACAGCACCGGCGGCGAGCACUGGGGCGCCGACCGCGACCGCGACCGCGACAGUGCGCCGCCUCGCCGCGCCGGCGGUUAUGAGCCCCGCGUGCCGUCGCCCGCCCGCGACGAAGAGUCCAGGUUCGGCGCCGGCAGAGAUGACCUCACCCCUGCCGAGGCCGCUGCUCGUUCUGCGGAGCGCCCGGCCGCAGCUGGUGCUGGAGGCGCGGCGGAGCAGCCCCCGAGGGAGCGCAAGAAGCCCGCCUUCGACCCCUUUGGUGGGGCCAAGCCGCGGGAGCUGGUGCUCCAGGAGAAGCCCGAGCUCGCCGAGCUCGCGAAGGAGCCGGCCGCCGCCGCGGCGGGUGGCGAAGAGUCUGCGGCUGAGGAGCCGGCCUCCGGAGCCACUCAGACUGAGGCCGUCACCGAGGGCGUGCAGAAGCUGAGCGUCCGCGACGAGCGCCCCGCUGCCCGCGACGAGCGCCCCGUCGACAGGCGUCCUCCUCGCGAAGAGGAGUCGCGCUACAACACCAGCAGCACCGAGGACUGGCGUUCCGGCCCUAGGACUGCGGUGCCGAAGAGAGACGAGCGCGGCGACGCCGGCGGCGCCUAUCGUCCGCCCUCCGCCAGACGCGGCGGGUUCGGCGGCAGCGAGGACCGCGGUGGCUUCCGAGACCGCGGUGGCUAUGGCGACCGCGACCGAGACAGGGGCUAUGGCGAUCGCGACCGCGGCUAUGGCGGCCGUGACAGCAGGGGCGGCGGCUACGGCGACCGCGAUAGGGGCUAUGGCGAUCGCGAGCGUGGUGGUGGCUACGGCGAUCGCGACCGUGGCUAUGGCGACCGCGAGCGUGGCGGCGGCUAUGGCGAUCGCGACCGUGGCUAUGGCGACCGCCGAAGCGGCGAUCGGGACAGCCGUUCGCCCAGCGCCGGGGGCGACAGAAGCAGCCCGUUCCGCGGCGGCAACAGGGACGACAGGCCCAGGAGCGCGGAGCGCGGUAGCCCUGCCCGUGACUACGACGACCGCCGCCCGAGCGGUGACGACCACCAGGAGACCCGCGACUAG
Molecule: messenger RNA, 1539 nt
Organism: Acanthamoeba castellanii str. Neff
Lineage: Eukaryota; Discosea; Longamoebia; Acanthamoebidae
Exons: 4
Coding region: 1-1539 (512 amino acids)
Source: RefSeq, a predicted model, not a curated record